Messenger RNA from Hypanus sabinus (Atlantic stingray), 2378 nucleotides. Its product is annotated as actin-like. NCBI's taxonomy places the organism in Eukaryota, Metazoa, Chordata, Chondrichthyes, Myliobatiformes, Dasyatidae. The record is from RefSeq and is a predicted model, not a curated record. The transcript has a single exon. The coding region runs from base 1154 to 2338 and encodes 394 amino acids.
UCCGUAUCCCUCUAAACCUUUCCUAUCCGUGUACCGGUCUGUAUCCCUCUAAACCUUUCCUAUCCGUGUACCUGUCCGUAUCCCUCUAAACCUUUCCUAUCCGUGUACCUGUCCGUAUCCCUCUAAACCUUUCCUAUCCGUGUACCUGCCCGUAUCCCUCUAAACCUUUCCUAUCCGUGUACCUGUCCGUAUCCCUCUAAACCUUCCCUAUCUGUGUACCUGUCCGUAUCCCUCUAAACCUUUCCUAUCCGUGUACCUGUCCGUAUCCCUCUAAACCUUUCCUAUCCGUGUACCGGUCUGUAUCCCUCUAAACCUUUCCUAUCCGUGUACCUGUCCGUAUCCCUCUAAACCUUUCCUAUCCGUGUACCUGUCCGUAUCCCUCUAAACCUUUCCUAUCCGUGUACCUGCCCGUAUCCCUCUAAACUUUUCCUAUCCGUGUACCUGUCCGUAUCCCUCUAAACCUUCCCUAUCCGUGUACCUGUCCGUAUCCCUCUAAACCUUUCCUAUCCGUGUACCUGUCCGUAUCCCUCUAAACCUUUCCUAUCCGUGUACCUGUCCGUAUCCCUCUAAACCUUUCCUAUCUGUGUACCUGUCCAAGUAUCUUUUAAAUAUUGUUAAUUUAUCUGCCUCUUCCUCUGGCAGCUCGCUCCAUAGACUGACUACCCUCCAGGUGAAGCAGUUGCCCCUCAGGUUCCUCCUAUUAAAUCUCUCCCCUCUCACAUUAAACCUGUGCAGUCUGAUUCUGAUUCUCCAACCCUCGGAAAAAGACCGUGAGCAUUCACCCCGACUCUGCCCCUCCUGGAUUUAUACACGGCACCCCUCCAAUGCAAUACGAAUGUUCUUCAAAACUUAAGUGACAGGGAACACCCAUCUCCUAUCCCCAACUCCAACCGGAUGUGAAACCCACAGAGCCACCUCCCCCAACCUGCACACCCACCCCUCCCAUUUCCUACAGCACCUCUCUGUGACCACGUCCCCAACCCUUUGUGAGGUUGAGGUGACCAGGGGUAUCAGUGGUGACAGUCAGGAGGGAAGGGCCAGCACUCUCAGUGGAAAGGCCAGACCGAGCAGUUGAGUGCAGACCAGCGAGAUCCACCCCAAUACUGUGAGCAACCACCCCCUCUUCUCUACCUCUGCCUCCCCGCCUCCGGCCAUGAGCGACAAGCCCUCCCCCGACCUACCCCAGCUCCAGCUCCAGUCCCCGUCCCCGGGCUCCUACCUCGGCCUGGAGCCCUUCACCGAGACGGCGGCCGUGGUGAUAGACAACGGCACCGGCUACACCAAGGCCGGCUUCGCGGGCGACCCCAAGCCGGGGGUGGUGCUGCCCACGGUGGUGGGGCUGCCGAACGCCCGGCAGCGGUCCAGUCCCGACUACUACGCGGGCGAGGAGGUGCCGAAGCGGCGCGGCCUGAGGCUGUGCGAGCCGCUGACCCGCGGCCUGGUCACCGACUGGGACGCGCUGGAGAUGCUGUGGCACCACGUCUUCUACCGGGAGCUGCGGGCCUCGCCUGACGAGCACGCCGUCCUGCUGGCCGACGGGCCGCUGGCCCAGGCCGCGCAGCGGGAGAAGGCGGCCGAGGUCCUCUUCGAAGGCUUCGGCGUGCCGGCCAUGUACGUGGCGCACCAGCCGGUCCUGUCGCUCUACUCCACCGGGCGCACCGGCGGCCUGGUGAUCGAGGCCGGCUUCGGCGCCUCGUACGCGGCGCCCGUCGUGGAAGGCUACGCGCUGCCGCACGCCACGCAGCAGACGGCGGUGUCGGGGGCCGCUCUCACCGAGCACCUGGCCAAGCUGCUGGCCGACUGCGGCAACGCCUUCAGCCCGGAGGAGCGGCCGCUGGUGCGGGACAUCAAGGAGCGAUGCUGCUACGUGGCGCAGGACUACGGCGAGGAGCUGCUGGCGCCCGAGGGCGACUACCUGACCGACUACCGGCUGCCCGACGGCCACCUCAUCAACAUCGGCAACGAGCGCUUCCGAUGCCCCGAGGCCUUCUUCCAGCCCGACGCCAUGGGCCUGAGCGAGCCCGGCCUCCACCAGCUGGCCGCCCGCAGCCUGGAGCUCUGCCAGGCGAAGCAGCGGCCCGAGCUGCUCGGCAACGUGGUGCUGGCGGGCGGCUCCACGCUCUUCCCCGGCUUGGCCGAGCGGCUGAAGCGGGAGCUGGACAGGCUGGUGCCCGGGCCGGGCCCCGCAGUCGGCGUCUACGCCUCGCCGCAUCGCCGCUUCUCCGUCUGGAUCGGCGGCUCCAUCACCGCCUGCCUCAACUCUUUCCAGCCCAUGUGGGUGCGGCGCGCCGACUACGACGAGGAAGGGCCGGGCGUCGUGCUCCGCAAGUGCUACUGAGCACUCCAGAGUUUAUUUAAUAAAGAAAGUUAAUGCUUCC